CUUGUUUUGACGCACCGGAACCGUGCAGGUGACGUGGAAUAUGGAGAAGAUCGCGACAAAUCCGUGUGUAAUAAGACGGUAUCGAGUCUGUUCUAACUGUAAUCGGAUCCGUAGAGAAGUUUAGAAGCCCUGUUCGUCAAAAGGUUCCAGUUCAAAUAUAAAGUUGUUGUUUUUUUUACCCGAUAGCUUCAAACAAGCCUGAUUGUUGUAGUUGUCAGAGUCAGUGUUGGCAUACCAGUACAGGAAUACCGUAUUGUAGCAGCCAGGUGGAAUUCUUAUGAGAACUUCCUGUGAGUUCUCCUGCGAUCUCCAUUCCAGUCAUGGCUAGUCCAGAUGAUUUAAAGUUUCAGGAGUUUGAGGAGGCCACAGAUCUACUGUCCUCAAAUCCCGGAGCCUCGACCCUCAGCGCCUCCAGCCCUAGUGUAACUGCUUCCUCUGGAGACAUCAGACUUGAUCUCUCAGAUGAUGAGGACAAUCAGCAGGAGAGCUCAGAGUUGCUUGGAGGUGAAAAACAAGCCAGUGGUUUCUGGACGUUCGAAUACUACCAGUCAUUCUUCAACGUAGAUACAUUGCAGGUGCUUGAUAGGAUAAAAGGCUCAGUUAUGCCUUUGCCUGGACGAAAUUUUGUCAAACACCACAUUCGAAGUAACCCUGAUUUAUACGGCCCAUUUUGGAUCUGUGUGACUUUAGUGUUCUCAGUGGUGAUCAGUGGAAACCUCUCCACCUUUCUGAAUAAGAUGGGAGACCCAGAGUUUCACUACAGGCCUCAAUUCCACAGAGUCUCAAUUGCAGCAGUUGCUGUGUUCCUCUAUGCAUGGCUGGUACCUCUAGGAGUUUGGGGAUUCCUAACAUGGCGUCAGAGUGUUGAGAGACAGACCAGUGGUUAUACCUUUUUAGAGACUGUGUGUGUCUACGGUUACUCUCUAUUCAUAUAUAUCCCUACUACGAUAUUAUGGACCAUUCCCUUUGACUGGCUUCAGUGGCUAUUGAUUGUCAUUGCUAUGGUGAUCUCUGGCUCAGUGUUGGUCAUCACUUUCUGGCCGACUGUUCGUGACGACACCAAACUAACGGCUUUUGCUACCAUGGCAGUUAUAGUGUCUCUUCAUGCUCUUCUGGCAGUCGGCUGUAAGCUCUACUUCUUCCAAACACAGACAGGAUCAUCAUCAUCACACACUGUACUUCAGACUACUCCAGCAUCUAAUCACACAGGACUUAACACAGUAAAACCUCACUGACCAACCAAAUGGAAGCUUAGUCCUUGGAUUCAGUGGACAUGGAACGACAUAGAACGACAUAGAAAUGUAUAGUAAUUAUGAUAACUGAGCAAUGAAGGAGUUCUUCUGACUAGUGUACUAACAAAUAGAUCUACUGUGUUUCCAUAAUAGAAAUAACAUCUCUGUUCACAAGUAAUAACUUCAGCUUUGAUUUUGACUUGAGUUUGUAAGGUUGUCCUAAUACACAAAAUGACUCGCCUGAUAUUGGUUUCCUGAAGUGUUAUGGUUAAGCCUAAAUUUGAUAGUGUUUUGCCCACUUAUGUAAUUCCUUUUACUUUGUUGCAAGAAAUCAUAAACUAAAUCGAUUGAGUGAUCUGACAUGUAUAUGAUGCAAUGUUUGCCUUAUAACCCCUGACUGCUCUGCUUUCUUUCCUUUUAAAGGGUUCUACUCGUAUUGUUCUUUAAAUUGUGAGAGGAAGUACCUGGAUUAAGUAAUUAUUUAUUUUUCUGGCAAGUUUUCUGUUUUGAUGACACCGUGUAUUAAAGUUAUUCUUGUC
Messenger RNA from Xyrauchen texanus (razorback sucker), 1771 nucleotides. It is a transcript of the gene yipf2, whose product is annotated as Yip1 domain family, member 2. Gene Ontology annotation, cellular component: membrane; Golgi apparatus. NCBI's taxonomy places the organism in Eukaryota, Metazoa, Chordata, Actinopteri, Cypriniformes, Catostomidae. Gene Ontology annotation, biological process: vesicle-mediated transport. Bases 321 to 1235 code for a protein of 304 amino acids. The transcript has 9 exons. Gene Ontology annotation, molecular function: small GTPase binding. The record is from RefSeq and is a predicted model, not a curated record.